AUGACUUCAUUUAAAGAUUUGGAAUUCAAGGGACUCGUCGACCUUAAGGACCACGACCCUGAACUUUUCGACUUGAUUGAACAGGAAAAGUCUCGUCAAUGGCGUUCGUUGGAAUUGAUUGCCUCUGAGAACUUUACUUCCAAGGCCGUUAUCGACUGUUUGGGAUCGGCCUUGACCAACAAAUAUGCGGAAGGUCUUCCACAUGCUCGUUACUACGGGGGAAAUGAAGUUGUCGAUCAAGUGGAAGAACUCUGCCAAAAGCGUGCUUUGGAGGCAUAUGGAUUGGACCCUGAAAAGUGGGGCGUCAACGUCCAACCAUACUCUGGAUCUCCAGCCAACUUUGCCGUGUACACUGCCUUGUUGCGACCACACGACCGUAUCAUGGGAUUGGAUUUGCCCAGUGGUGGUCACUUGACUCACGGAUUCUACACCUACUCCAAGAAGGAGGGAACCCGUAAGGCCGUCUCUGCCACUUCUGUCUACUUUGAAUCCCUUCCAUACCGUGUCGACCCCGAAACUGGAUUGGUCGAUUACAAACAAUUGGAUCGUGAUGCCGGACUCUUCAAGCCAGCUCUUAUCAUUGCUGGUGGAUCUGCAUACCCACGUGACUGGGACUAUGCCAAAUUCCGUGAAAUUGCCGAUGCCAACGGUGCCUUGUUGAUGAUGGAUAUGGCUCACAUUUCUGGAUUGGUCGCCACUGGCGAACAAGCCUCUCCCUUUGAUGUCUGCGAUGUUGUCACCACCACCACUCACAAGUCCCUUCGUGGACCCCGUGCUGGUAUGAUCUUCUUCCGCAAGGACGAACGUGGAUUCGAGGGAAGAAUCAACCAGGCCGUCUUCCCUGCGCUUCAGGGAGGACCACACGAGCACCAAAUUGCCGGUGUUGCCACCCAACUCUUGGAAGUCAUGACUCCCGAGUUCAAGAUCUACUCCCAACAGGUCAAGAAGAACGCCGCCGCACUUGCAGCCAAACUUACUUCUUUGGGAUACACCAUCGCCUCUGGCGGUACCGAAAACCACUUGGUUUUGUGGGAUCUCAAGCCCCAAAAGAUCACUGGAUCCAAAUUCGAAAAGGCCUGCGACGCCGUCUGCAUUACUUUGAACAAGAACUGCGUCCCUGGUGACAGAUCUGCUGUUACCCCAGGAGGUGUCCGUAUCGGUGCCCCCGCUUUGACCACCCGUAAGAUGGUCGAAUCCGACUUUGAACAAGUUGCCACAUUCUUGCAUGAAGUUUUGGUGGUUGCCUUGAAGCUUCAAGAAAAGUCGGGACCCAAAUUGAAGGACUUCGUGGCCCUUCUUGAUGGAAAUGCUGAACUCAAGUCCAUCCGUGAGAGAGUGAACAAAUUCGUAACCGCUUUCCCUAUGCCUGGAUUUGACCCCAAGGAAAUGAAAUACCAAGAUCCAAUGGGACCUCCUCAUUAA
Cylindrotheca closterium is the source of this 1422-nucleotide messenger RNA. Lineage: Eukaryota; Bacillariophyta; Bacillariophyceae; Bacillariales; Bacillariaceae. The record is from the annotation of a GenBank genome assembly.